Messenger RNA from Episyrphus balteatus (marmalade hoverfly), 2477 nucleotides. RefSeq names its product ATP-binding cassette sub-family F member 3. The record is from RefSeq and is a predicted model, not a curated record. Lineage: Eukaryota; Metazoa; Arthropoda; Insecta; Diptera; Syrphidae. Gene Ontology annotation, molecular function: ATP binding; ATP hydrolysis activity. The transcript is spliced from 10 exons. The coding region runs from base 191 to 2311 and encodes 706 amino acids.
UACCAACCACAUGAGCCAGCCCAGCAGCAGAGUAGUCACAAAAGAAAGACUCAGCCAAAAACCCACUUACAGGUGGAACUUGGAAUUUCUUAAUUCAUUCACAUUUUAGUUAAUUAACUUAAUAAAUCUACUAAAAAAACAACCAAGUACUUUCAUUACCUCAAUAAUUCCAUCAAGAAACAAUAAAAAAAUGAGUGCUUUCACUGGUAUUCUGCGACGAGAAUUUCCCGCAAUGGACGAUGAAUUGAAAGACUAUGUCGAAGGUGUACUUUGUGGUAGUUUGGAUGAUUUUGAAAGUUGCGAUGAUAUCUAUGAAGCUGUCGGUGAUAUUCUACAGAGUAUAAAUGCAGAAAAAACUGAAGACAAUAUCAGAGAACUUUGUCACCAAUUCUUCAACAUCAUCAAAUUGAAAUCCUCCAAUGAAACAAGGAAGGUCCUUAAUGCCCCGGUGAACAUAGCCGAAAUGGCAGCUACAAUGGAAGCCACCGACAAGGAUGUUCAAAGUAUAUGGGUCGUUAAUAAGGAUGCUGGAAAUAAAGUAGAUACCAAAAAACUAGAAAAAGCCGAAGCCAAACUGCAACAAAAACUAGAGAAGAGAUUGGACAACAAGAUUGUUCAGCCGUCUCAGGCCAAAUUACAGACAGCAACGGCGUCGCAGGUUAUCAGCAAAAAAAGCAAUAAAAUGGAACAAAAGGGUACAAACCGUUCUAUGGACAUUAAGAUUGAAAACUUUGAUUUAGCUUUUGGUGAUAAAGUUUUACUGCAGAAUGCCGACAUUCUUCUAUCGUUUGGUAGAAGAUAUGGUCUAGUAGGCCGCAAUGGUCUAGGCAAAACCACUUUACUCCGAAUGAUAUCUGAUCGCCAAUUGGCCAUUCCAAGUCAUAUUUCAGUACUGCACGUGGAGCAGGAAGUUGUUGGUGACGACACUCCAGCAGUCGAUAGUGUCUUGGAAUGCGAUUUCGAACGUACAAGGUUAUUGAAGAGAGAAAAAGAAAUCCUAGCCGAGCUGAACAAUGGUACACAAGAUGCCGCAAUGAGUGCGGAAUUGAGUGAAGUCUACAUUCAGUUGCAAAACAUCGAAGCUGACAAAGCUGUUUCGAAGGCAUCAGUUAUCCUCAAAGGUCUUGGAUUUACAACCGAAAUGCAAAGUAAUCCGACCAAGUCUUUCUCUGGUGGCUGGCGGAUGAGGCUAGCUCUCGCUCGUGCAUUGUUUUCUCGACCAGAUCUAUUGUUACUCGAUGAACCGACUAACAUGUUGGAUAUUAAGGCCAUCAUUUGGUUGGAAAAUUACUUGCAAACGUGGCCGACAACGUUGCUUGUAGUUUCUCACGAUCGGAAUUUCUUGGACGUUGUGCCAACGGACAUAAUUCAUUUGCAUUCCCAAAUUCUAGAUGUUUACAAGGGCAAUUAUGAACAAUUCGAGAAAACUAAAAAUGAGAAAUUGAAGGCACAGAGGAGAGAAUAUGAGGCACAAAUGGCGCACAGAUCGCAUGUUCAGGAAUUUAUUGACAGAUUUCGUUAUAACGCUAACAGAGCCUCAUCGGUUCAGUCGAAAAUUAAAAUGCUUGAAAAACUGCCGGAAUUGAAACCUGUAGAAAAAGAAAUUGAAGUCAAACUGAAAUUCCCCGAAGUUGAUCCGCUUAAUCCGCCUGUUUUGGCUAUGUCUGAUAUUCAAUUCCGUUACAAUGACAAUGAUGUUCUUCCAGUUUUUUCCAAUGUCAAUUUAUCAGCGAAUUCUGAUUCUCGAAUUUGUAUUGUGGGAGAAAACGGUGCUGGUAAAUCAACGCUUUUAAAGAUCAUAGUUGGUCAAUUGAGUACAAUCCAUGGAAACAUUGUGAUGCAUAGAGGUCUGCGAAUAGGAUAUUUUGCUCAACAUCACGUCGAUCAUCUGAAUAUGAAUGUGACGUGCGUGGGGGUUCUGGAGGAACUAUUCCCUGGAAAACCAGAUGAGGAAUAUAGAAGGCAACUUGGUAGUUUUGGAAUUUCUGGUACCUUGGCUCUGCAGAGUAUUGCAAGUUUGUCCGGAGGUCAAAAAUCAAGAGUUGCUCUUGCGAAAAUGUGCAUGGCUCAACCAAACUUCCUGGUUCUCGAUGAACCUACAAAUCAUUUGGAUAUUGAAACAAUUGACGCUUUGGGAAAAGCUAUCAACACAUUUGCGGGUGGAGUUAUUUUAGUUUCUCACGACGAAAGAUUAAUUAAAGUUGUUUGCAAAGAACUUUGGGUAUGCGGCAAUCGAACUGUGAGAGCUAUUGAAGGAGGGCUGGACGAAUAUAAACGUGAAGUGUAUAAGGAGAUUGAAGAGAAUAGCUAAAGUAGCAUUCUUUUUAUUUUACCUCUCCGGAAAACAACAUCAGGAUGUUAUACAUAAAUCGCCCUCAGACACUUAUUAAGUUAUUAGAAUAUCGGUCUGUUAGUAACAUUAGUUUUUAACGAAACUAUUUGGAAAAAAAAAAUGAGAAAAAAAAACAACAAAUAUA